CGAAUCGACGUAAUUUUUUGUGCGGCUUGUGAGCCUUGGCUGCUGCAAUAAAAAGCAGGUAGAGUCAGUCGCAGCGUCAAUCAUCAUUCAUUUCGGGCGUGCUGCCGCAAUUUUGCAGCAAAACUUCGCACGAGACACGCCCGUCGGCGCCCGUCGGCGUCCGAUGGGAGAGGCCCGAUCGAAAAAGUGCCUACGUGAGCCGUCGGACGGAGCCGCACCGCGACCGGCUGCGCGCGGCACGACGCCGACGCAGACACGCCGACCGACCGUCGACCACGCAGGCACGAUGACGACGCCCCCGCCCGGCGCCCACAAGACGUUACAAAUAGAGGCCAACCCGAACGUGGCCCUCAUCACUGGCAUCACGGGCCAGGACGGCUCGUAUUUGGCCGAGUUUUUAUUAGGCAAGGGCUACACGGUCCACGGCAUCAUCCGGCGCAGCUCGUCGUUCAACACGGGCCGCAUCGAGCACUUGUAUCGCGACAAGCACGAUCAGGACGUGAAACUAUUUUUGCACUACGGCGACCUCACGGACUCCUCGAACCUCUUCCACAUCAUCUCGACGGUGCGGCCCUCGGAAGUCUACAACCUGGGCGCCAUGUCGCACGUCAAGGUCUCGUUCGAGAUGUCCGAGUACACGGCCGAGGCCGACGGCGUCGGCACGUUGCGUCUGUUGAACGCCAUUCGGUCCGCGGGCCUCGAAAAGGCGACGCGCCUCUACCAGGCGUCCACCUCGGAGCUCUACGGCAAGGUCCAGGAGAUCCCGCAGAAAGAAACCACACCCUUCUACCCGCGGUCGCCCUACGGCGUCGCGAAGCAGUACGCCUACUGGAUGCUCAUCAACUACCGCGAGGCCUACGGCAUGCACCUGACGAACGGCAUCCUCUUCAACCACGAGUCGCCGCGCCGCGGCCCGACGUUCGUCACGCGCAAGAUCACGCGGGCCGUCGCGCGCAUCAGCCAGGGCAAGAUGAAGACCUUAUAUCUGGGCAACCUCGACGCGAAGCGCGACUGGGGCCACGCGCGCGACUACGUCGAGGGCAUGUGGCUCAUGGUCCAGCGCGACGAGCCUGAUGAUUAUGUCCUCAGCACGGGCGAGUGCCACUCGGUCAAGGAGUUCUGCGAGGUCGCCUUCGCGCGCGUCGGCAUCACCGUGCAGUGGAAGGGCGCGGCCGGCUCGGUGGACGAGAUCGGCGUCGACGCGACGGACCCGAGCCGCGUCCUCGUCAAGGUCGACCCCAAGUACUUCCGGCCGACGGAGGUCGAUUUAUUGGUCGGCGACUGCUCGAAGGCCAAGAAGCUCCUGGGCUGGGCGCCCAAGGUCACCUUCAAGGCGCUCGCCGAGGAGAUGGUCGACGCGGACCUCGCCGAGCUCCGGUCCGAGCUCGCGCGGGCGGGCCAGUAG
Pelagomonas calceolata is the source of this 1405-nucleotide messenger RNA. NCBI's taxonomy places the organism in Eukaryota, Pelagophyceae, Pelagomonadales, Pelagomonadaceae. The record is from the annotation of a GenBank genome assembly.